AUGAAGUUCCUCUCCCCUCUUGCGUUGAGCGCAACGGCAGCUGCCAUGGCUAUGGUGAACCCAGAGCAGCAACCACUAGCGCCGUCAAUUGUGCAAAACCCACAGGCCAAGUCUUUGAUCGAGCUAGCCCCAUACCGAACUCGCUGGGUAUCGGAUGAAGAGAAAUGGUCCCUCAAGCUGGACGGAGUAAACUUUAUCGAUGUCACCGAGGAAUACCAAACAGGCUCCUAUGGCACCCUUCACGCAUCACGGGUCGUACACUACCCGAAGGAGAUGGAACAUUCGCAUGAGAUCUUGCCUUUGGCCGAAACUCUCGACAAGAAAAACAUGAGGAGCAACCUCAAACACUUCACCUCGUUCUACACGCGCUACUACAAGUCGCAAACAGGCAUUGAGUCUGCAACUUGGUUGUUCGACCAAGUGACCGCCGCAAUUCACGAGUCCGGUGCGAGCGACCACGGCGCGACCGUCGAGCGCUUCGAGCAUUCUUGGGGUCAGUUCAGCAUCAUCGCCCGCAUCCCCGGUCAGACGGACAACACCGUUGUUCUCGGCUCCCACCAGGAUAGCAUCAACCUUUUCCUGCCCUCUAUCCUGGCUGCGCCGGGCGCAGACGAUGAUGGCAGUGGAACCGUUACUAUCCUUGAAGCUCUCCGUGCUCUGCUGCGGUCGGAGACCAUUGCCCACGGCAAGGCCCGCAAUACCAUCGAAUUCCACUGGUAUUCUGCCGAGGAGGGUGGUUUGCUCGGAUCUCAGGCUGUCUAUUCCAAGUAUAAGAAGGAUUCGCGAAAUGUCAAGGCUAUGCUCCAGCAGGACAUGACUGGCUAUGUCCAGGGUACUCUGGAUGCUGGUGAGCAGGAAUCCGUGGGUGUCAUCAUCGACUACGUCGACCAGGGCCUCACUUCGUUCAUCAAGGAGGUUAUUACUACAUAUUGCGAUGUGCCAUAUGUUGAGACGAAGUGUGGUUAUGCAUGCUCUGAUCACGCCUCCGCUAGUCGGUACGGAUACCCUUCCGCAUUCGUCAUCGAGUCCAAGUUCGAGAACUCCGAUAAGAAAAUUCACACCACAGAGGACAAGAUCGAAUAUUUGAGCUUCGAUCACAUGCUGCAGCACGCGAAGAUGAGCUUAGCUUUCGCUUACGAGCUGGCUUUUGCUCCCUUCUGA
This is a messenger RNA of Penicillium paradoxum, 1161 nucleotides long. RefSeq names its product putative aminopeptidase (gene lap1). Lineage: Eukaryota; Fungi; Ascomycota; Eurotiomycetes; Eurotiales; Aspergillaceae. Gene Ontology annotation, biological process: proteolysis. The coding region runs from base 1 to 1161 and encodes 386 amino acids. The transcript has 2 exons. Gene Ontology annotation, molecular function: metalloexopeptidase activity. The record is from RefSeq and is a predicted model, not a curated record.